Messenger RNA from Apodemus sylvaticus (European woodmouse), 633 nucleotides. RefSeq names its product claudin-34-like. Gene Ontology annotation, biological process: cell adhesion; bicellular tight junction assembly. The transcript has a single exon. Gene Ontology annotation, molecular function: structural molecule activity. The coding region runs from base 1 to 633 and encodes 210 amino acids. Lineage: Eukaryota; Metazoa; Chordata; Mammalia; Rodentia; Muridae. The record is from RefSeq and is a predicted model, not a curated record. Gene Ontology annotation, cellular component: plasma membrane; bicellular tight junction.
AUGUCCAGAAAGCAAGGCAAGCGGCAGCUAGGAGGUUUUGCAGCAGGCAUCAUAGCGUGGUUCCUUUGCAGUAUUUCUAUGGGCCUCCCUCAAUGGCGAGUGUGGUUCUUUCAAGAGCCCAUAGAGUCCAAGCCUGGCAUGACCUUAGUAGGCAUGUGGAGAACCUGCGUUUACCACCAGGAAAGCAAUUCCAGCUUUAACAGAGUGUGUUACAAGUACACCUACCAGGACGCCUUCAUCCCUCUGGAUAUUCGAGUUGCCCAACAUCUGCUACUCAUAGCAAGCUUUCUUGGCAUUAUUGCUACAAUCUCUGUUAUCGUUGCUCUUUGGAAAUUGUACUCAGGGAGACUUCGGAAGAAAGACACCUUCAAUCCAUUCCGCAUUCCAGGGAUUCUGAACAUCAUUGCUAGCAGCUUUGUCUUCCUUUCCAUCUUGUACAACUAUUUAUCGAUCAUUCGCAAGGAUGGAAUUGCCUUUCCCCCAUCCUUCCACACACCCUCCUUCCCAGAUAGUCAAAAAGUUGGCACUGCAUUGGCAAUGGCAACUCUAUCCUGUUUCUUAUUUUUAGUAGGUGGAAUAAUUCCCCUUUCUUUCACUCUUCCCCCACGUUACCGAGUGCGCUUUAAUAUUUAA